AGUCACAAGCCGUUUAUUUUUCCGAGUCCCCCGGCGUCCCCCGACCCGGCGUCUUGCCAACAAGUGGUGUAGACGUUCGCUCUCGGCUCACUCGUCUGGCGUUCGUACUUGGAAUAACUUUGACGCCCGGUGCGCGUAACGACCCGGGAGUUUCAAAUUCGAUCGCGUGUUUAAAACUUUUCCGAAGUGUAUACAGAGUACAGUGGCGUGACACAGGACUUCAGUGGCGUGUUGAGAUUCGGUGCGGUGUUCGUGGAGGGUAAUCUGGAGUCGAUGCACAUCCCGCACGCGACCCCUCCUGCCCCAAGUAUGGCAGACGUAUACUCUCAUAUCCACGAGUAUUACCGGCAAAGCCACGGGGAGCUGGUGCAGACUGGAUCCCCAGCGGUGUUGUGUUCGGCUUUGCCUGGCCACUGGCGGUCGAAUAAGAGUUUGCCGGUGGCUUUCAAGGUUGUGGCUCUGGACGACGUACAGGAUGGAACUUUAGUUACGAUAAAAGCUGGAAACGACGAGAAUGUGAUGGCGGAAUUGAGGAAUUGCACGGCAGUGAUGAAGAACCAGGUGGCGAAGUUCAACGAUCUCCGGUUCGUUGGUCGUAGUGGCCGCGGCAAGUUCUUCUCGCUGACUAUCACCAUCAGCUCGUAUCCCAGUCAAGUGGCGACCUACACCAAAGCCAUCAAAGUUACCGUAGACGGACCUAGAGAACCUAGAACUAAACAAAAUUAUGGCUACGGGCACCCCGGGGCGUUCACUCCGUUCCUCCUAAGCUCGGGCUGGUUAGACGCUGCCUACCUCAACUAUGCGUGGGAUUACUUCAGGCCACCACAAAUGAGGGACCAACCCGCACCAUUAGUUAAAGGUGGUAUAGCGCCUCCUCCAGUAGCACUGCCUGGAUCAGAGCUAUUUCCAUUCCCACCAGCUAUGACUAAUUUACCACCAGGAGGAUUGCUGCCUCCCCCUGCCGCCUUCUUACCACCAAAUGGAUUGCUGCCUUUCCCUCCACAUCCUGCUGAAUUGGCGUUGAAAUCGUUAACACCAGAGCUAUCAAUAAAGAAUGGAAUAAACCCUUAUGACGCACUAAGGCAUCUACAGAAUAAUGUAUCUUCAAUUGAUACAUCGAGCGCUCAUUUAUCGCCUUCAAGUAGCAGACAAAGUAGUCCACGUAGCUUAAACAAUGCAACCCCUGAUAGAUCGAAAGCGGAUUCCAAAUCUGAAGUCAAUUCAACGCACGAUGCAACAAUAUCUGAUGAAUCUGAUGAGGAACAAAUUGAGGUAGUUAAGUCUGCAUUCCAUCCGAUGCGGCCGGCAAACGUAGAACUUCGAGAGAUGAAAAAAGUCCAAGCUGCCGACUCCACAGUGUCCGACAGGCCGCGCGUGCGCAACGAGCUGAAAGUGAUGUCACAGCGAACGACAAGAGUCCAAUCCACAAGUCCGACGUCCACCAAAAUCACCAAUGGCACAAAUGGGAACCAUAAAUCAGUGUGGCGACCGUACUGACAUUACUGGUGUUAGUGUAGCGUAAAUACUUGUAAUAAUAUCUCCGUUUCUAUAAGCGGUGUUGUUGAAAUGUGAUAUACCCAUGAGCUUGUAAAUAUUAUAGAGUAAUAUAAAAUUCAGUAACAAAAAAUAUUUAUUAGUAGAUAGGUAGGUAUAGUAAGUGAUAGCUUCUGAUUCGUUAUAUAAUAUGUAAAAUUGUUGAUUCUUUGUUAUUUUUAUUGCGAAUGUGUUCAGGCUUAUUAUUAAGAUGUUAUACCAACCCAA
Messenger RNA from Amyelois transitella, 1761 nucleotides. RefSeq names its product segmentation protein Runt (gene run). The coding region runs from base 274 to 1497 and encodes 407 amino acids. Gene Ontology annotation, cellular component: nucleus. Gene Ontology annotation, biological process: regulation of DNA-templated transcription. The record is from RefSeq and is a predicted model, not a curated record. The transcript is spliced from 3 exons. NCBI's taxonomy places the organism in Eukaryota, Metazoa, Arthropoda, Insecta, Lepidoptera, Pyralidae. Gene Ontology annotation, molecular function: RNA polymerase II cis-regulatory region sequence-specific DNA binding; DNA-binding transcription factor activity, RNA polymerase II-specific; ATP binding.